AUGAAUUCUGAACGAAAACAGCUAUACGCCAGAAAUCCUGGUAGCCAUGAGGAUCGUGGUGAGUUUGCUCUGCUGCUUGACGCUCGGAGGGCUGCCAGGGGCGGGCGGCUUGUGUGUUUGCUCUGCUGCUUGCCGCUCGGAGGGCGGCCAGGGGCGGGCGGCUUGUGCCCAUCGCAGUGCAGCUGCGCCUUCCACAGCCUCAGCGAAGGGACGAAAGCCAGGACAGUGCUGUGUAAUGACCCGGAGAUGACCCUCACCCCUGUCAACAUCCCUGUAGAUACGUCCAAGCUUCGGAUAGAAAAGACAGCCGUCCGCAGGGUGCCAGGAGAGGCUUUCCACGCGCUCCACAACCUGGAGUACCUCUGGAUGCCCUAUAACUCCCUGGCCAGCCUCAGCGGGAUCACCUUCAAGGGCCUCCGUCGCUUGCAGGAGCUGAGGCUGGAUGGGAACGCCUUAAUAUCAUUCCCCUGGGAAACCCUGGCUGACAUGCCACAGCUAAGGCUUCUGGAUUUACACAACAACGAACUUACCUCAGUCCCUCCAGAUGCUGCUCGUUAUGUCAAGAAUAUCACAUACCUGGACCUGUCUAGCAAUAAGCUGAUGACUCUUCCUCAGGCUCUGACUGCCACCUGGGCCAGCCUCCAGGCCGUUCCUUACUUCCCCAGCGAUAACUCCAAGCUCAUCCUAGGCUUGCAAGACAAUCCUUGGGUAUGCGACUGCAGUCUGUAUGAAAUGGUCCAUUUCCUAAAUUUCCAGUCUCCUAACAUAGCAUUCAUUGAGCCCAGGCUGAAAUGCUUCACCCCCCGGAGCCUUGCAGGAGUCUUCUUCAGCCAAGUCGAGCUAAGGAAGUGUCAAAGCCCCGUCGUACAUACGUCCGUAGCCAAAGUAAAGACCAUCCUGGGCAGCACCGUGCUACUGCGAUGUGGGACAACGGGGGUGCCCAUUCCUGAGCUCAGCUGGAGAAGGGCUGACGGUGCUCAACUAAACGGCACAGUUCACCAAGAGAUUUCCAGUGAUGGGAUGAGCUGGUCUAUUCUUGGCCUGCCUGUAGUCUCUUAUCUCGACUCUGGAGAGUACAUCUGUAAAGCAAAGAACUUUCUGGGGGCGACAGAGGCCUUCAUAUCUCUCAUCAUCACGGACUCAGAAAGCACGGAUAGCCCCGACUCCAACGCCAAAGGCCCGUGGAGCGGGAAGGUGAGCGGGAUGGAAGCAGCUGCCUACAAUGACAAGCUGGUGGCAAGGUACGUUAUCACCACCUCCACCGUGCCUACCCUGGGAGCUGGAGUGGGCACCGGAGAGGGCCUCCUCCUCCCAGAUGUGGCACAAGAUAGCAACCCCAGAAACCUGCUGGUGAGCCCGCCUACCGGCCAGCAGGAGCCGGAGCGAAUCGUGAGGUCCGUCAGGGUGAUAGGAGGCACCGACCAGGGUAUCACCCUGGCCUGGAAGGCGCCUCUGGCAAAGAACACGACAGUGUUUAGUGUCCUCUAUGCCGUCUUUGGGGAGAGAGACAUGCGGCGGAUCAACGUGGAGCCAGGGAAGACCAAGGUCACCAUUUAUGGGCUGCUGCCAAAGACCAAAUACAUCGUGUGUGUCUGUGUGAAAGGGCUGAUCCCCAAGAAGGAGCAAUGCAUCAUAUUUUCCACAGACGAAGUUGCCAGCGCAGGAGGGACCCAGAAGCUCAUCAACGUGGUUGUCAUCAGCGUGGCCUGUGUCAUUGCUGUUCCUCUGACGCUGGUGGUCUGCUGUGGAGCACUGAAAAGGCGCUGCAAAAAAUGCUUUGCGCGGAAACCCAAGGAAAUUCAGGAGUCCUAUGUCACCUUUGAAAGCCUGUCUCCUGGGGCCAAGGCGAAAGGCGUGGAAGGAGAAUACUUGACUAGACAUACCCCCGAUGAGUCAAACAGGCUGCUGUCUGCCCGAUCCAGCGUGGACUCAGAAGCAAUACCAAAGAUAGAGGGGCAACCUAACGAAUACUUUUGCUGA
This is a messenger RNA of Pygoscelis adeliae (Adelie penguin), 1980 nucleotides long. It is a transcript of the gene LRIT1, whose product is annotated as leucine-rich repeat, immunoglobulin-like and transmembrane domains 1. Gene Ontology annotation, molecular function: protein binding. The record is from RefSeq and is a predicted model, not a curated record. Lineage: Eukaryota; Metazoa; Chordata; Aves; Sphenisciformes; Spheniscidae. Gene Ontology annotation, cellular component: endoplasmic reticulum membrane. The coding region runs from base 1 to 1980 and encodes 659 amino acids. The transcript is spliced from 5 exons.